Messenger RNA from Neltuma alba, 2507 nucleotides. Its product is annotated as inactive receptor-like serine/threonine-protein kinase At2g40270. Lineage: Eukaryota; Viridiplantae; Streptophyta; Magnoliopsida; Fabales; Fabaceae. Gene Ontology annotation, molecular function: protein binding; ATP binding; protein kinase activity. Bases 210 to 2168 code for a protein of 652 amino acids. The transcript has 8 exons. Gene Ontology annotation, biological process: protein phosphorylation. The record is from RefSeq and is a predicted model, not a curated record.
CAACUGCCCUUAAAAGGGUUAAAGUGCAUAUAUAGCAACGUUAUAUACUCAAUCUAGUUAUGAAGAAGGCCAGUUUGGUAUAUAAGGACGAGGAAGUUAUAUAAACAGAGUGCUAAGAAUAUGAGUGGCACUGACUAUAGUCAGAAACGUCGGAGUUUGUAGAUUUCGAACACACUAACUCGCUCACACAUUCUGUCUGUGGUGACUCGAUGGAAGAAAAAGGGUUGGUGGUGUUGAUGGUGAUGCUAAGUUUGUUUGCUUCGAGUUUUAGCGUUUCUUCUUCACCUCUCAACAAUGAAGGCAUGAUGCAUGAUGAUGGUUUGGCUCUGUUAAAGUUGAAGAACAGAGUGGUAAGAGACCCAUUUGGAGCUUUGUCCAAUUGGAAUGGCGAAGGCGUACAUACCGAUCCCUGUUCAUGGUUUGGAGUAGAAUGCUCCGUUCACGGCAAAGUUGUUUCCUUGAAUUUGAAGGACCUUUGUCUUGAAGGAACACUAGCCCCUGAAAUUGGGAAGCUGACUCACAUAAAAUCUAUCAUUUUGCGCAACAAUUCUCUUUUUGGAGAGAUUCCUAAAGAGAUAUCACAACUGGAGGAGCUGGAAGUCCUUGACUUGGCACAUAACAACUUUAAAGGAUCGUUUCCAUCUGACCCGGGCAGCAAUCCAUCCCUCACUACCCUGCCCAUAGACCACCAUGGGGAUUUGCAUUACAAGAGGAAACUUCUUCAUAGAUCAAAAGCAAGGAGACUAAGAGAUGAUAACAAAGAGUCGAUUUCACCAUCAUCCUCACCUUUCCCCUCUUCAUUACCACCAGAUUAUGAGCCUUUCUCGCCAUCAGAAUCACCCUCAAAUCCACCAUCUGCAUUAACCCCAUCACCAUAUAUUCUCCCACCUUUAAGGUCCCCUGAAGUUUCCCCUUCACCUUCUCCGUCCUCUAUUUUUCUCACUCCUUCAAUUUCACCAAUGGUGACACCAACCCCAGGAAUAUCACUACCAGCAAAUCCACCUACUGUUGUAUCCUCUCCUUCACAGUCCAAUUGGAUUUCAGAGCCUUCCCCUGCUUCAUUUUGGAACCAAGGGAGCACAAAAAGUUUCAAGCCCCAGAAAUCUCUGAUCAUUUGGUCAACAGCUGGGGGCGUAUCCUUGCUGGUUGUCGUGUCAGCGAUUGUUUUUACUUGCUUCCGAACUAGCAGGGUCGUAACUGUGAAACCUUGGUCCACAGGGUUAAGUGGGCAGCUGCAGAAGGCUUUCAUCACAGGUGUGCCAAAUCUCAGACGAGCAGAGGUUCAAGCAGCUUGUGAAGAUUUCAGCAACAUCAUCGGUUCUAUUCCAGAGGGCACUGUUUACAAAGGGACUCUUUCCAGUGGUGUUGAGAUUGCUGUAGUAUCUACUGCAGUGACCUCAUCUAAAUACUGGCCUAAAACUAUGGAAGCUCAAUUUAGAAGAAAGAUAGAGACCUUAUCCCGUGUGAACCACAAGAACUUUGUGAAUCUUAUCGGGUACUGUGAAGAGAAGAAACCAUUCACAAGAAUGAUGGUCUUUGAGUAUGCUCCAAAUGGAACUCUCUUUGAACAUCUACAUAUAAGAGAAGCAGAGCAGCUAGACUGGGGAAUGAGAAUGAGGAUUGCUAUGGGAAUAGCUUAUUGCCUAGAACAUAUGCAUCAGCUGGAACCACCCAUUUCCCUCAGAAACCUUCAGUCUUCAUCUAUAUAUCUCACUGAAGACAAUGCUGCUCAAGUAUCAGACCUUUGUUUCUGGAAUGACAUGGCUGCUGCUACAAAGAAAAGUUCUGCAGCCACAGAGCCAUCGGAAACACCGUCAACAUACCCCAAGGAAAAUGUUUAUAGCUUUGGCGUUAUACUGUUUGAGUUGAUCACAGGGCGAACUCCCUAUCCUGUGGAGAUUGGCUUUCUGUCACAGUACUUAACAAUGGGGCAAUCCCUGAGAGAUUUGGUGGAUCCAACUCUGAACUCUGUGCAAGCAGAAGAGGUUGAGAAAUGGUGGGAAUUGAUAAAAGAGUGCUUGCAUUCAGAACCAGAGAAAAGGCCUACUAUGAGAGAGGUUGCAGCUAAGUUGAAGGAAAUAACUGGCAUGGGACCUGAUGGAGCAACUCCAAAAUCUUCCCCUCUUUGGUGGGCAGAACUCGAAAUUAUGUCCACGGAUUCUGCCUGAGAAUUUAAUCCAUGAACAAGAAGAAAAGACUGGGAUGUUAAUGGUGUUUCAAGUCAUUUUCUAUUUCUUCUUUUCAUUUGUAUGUACAUGAAAUUGAUUCUUCUAUUAAAGCUAACAGUAGUAGCACUUAGGAAUAGGGAGUGCUCUUUAAUAUUUUAAGGGAAUUUGACCCCAAAAAAAUGACCUAAUUAUAUUAUGUCUGUAUCCAACUAGAUGGGGUCAUGGGCAUCGCAUGAAAUUUGUGAAAUGAGUCGUAUUGAUAACAAAUUGUAAACUGUACAACUUGUCAUAGAUUUUAUAUUUUACAUGGAGAUUGAUUGAUUGUUUCUUUGGAUCUAA